AUGCGCUGUGCGCCGACAGCCGGAGCAGCCCUGAUGCUGUGCGCCGCCACCGCCGGGCUGCUGAGCGCGCAGGGUCGCCCGGAGCCUCCCGAGACGCCGCGCUUUGCCUCCUGGGACGAGGUGAACGUGCUGGCGCACGGGCUCCUGCAGCUCGGCCACGGGCUGCGCGAACACGUGGAGCGCACCCGUGGGCAGCUGGGCGAGCUGGAACGGCGUCUGGGCGCGUGCGGGGCCGCCUGCAAGGACCCUGAGGGGUCCGCCGCGCCUCCGAGCGCUCAGACCAAUCUGGUCACUCCCGGCGGCGGCGACGCCUCCCCGGAAACCCUCCGCAGCUUGCAGACUCAGCUGGAGGCUCAGAACAGCAGGAUCCAGCAACUCUUUCAGAAGGUGGCCCAGCAGCAGAGGCAAUUGGAGAAGCAGCACCUGCGAAUCCAGAAUCUACAGAGCCAGAUGGAUCACCUGGCCCCCAGGCACCUGGGCCACGAGAUGGCCAAGCCCACCAGGAGGAAGAGGCUGCCCAAGAUGGCCCAGCUUGCUGGCCCAGCUCACAAUAUCAGCCAUCUGCACAGACUGCCCAGGGACUGCCAGGAGCUGUUUGAAGAUGGAGAGAGGGAAAGUGGAUUGUUCCAGAUCCAGCCCCAGGGAUCCCCGCCUUUCUUGGUUAACUGCAAGAUGACCUCAGACGGAGGCUGGACAGUAAUUCAGAGGCGUCAGGAUGGUUCCGUGGACUUUAACCAGCCCUGGGAAGCCUACAAAGAUGGCUUUGGAGACCCCCACGGUGAGUUCUGGCUGGGCCUGGAGAAGGUACAUCGCAUCCUCGGGGACCGUGGCAGCCGCUUGGCUGUGCAGCUGCAGGACUGGGAGGGCAACGCUGAGUCCUUGCAGUUCCCCGUCCACCUUGGCGGUGAAGACACCGCCUACAGCCUGAAGCUCACGCCACCGGUGGCCAGCAAACUGGGCGCCACCACCUUCUCGCCCAGUGGCCUCUCCCUGCCCUUCUCCACUUGGGACCAGGACCACGACCUCCGCAGAGACAAGAACUGCGCCAGGAGCCUCUCUGGUGGCUGGUGGUUCGGCACCUGCAGUCACUCCAACCUGAACGGCCAGUAUUUCCAGUCCAUCCCGAGGCAGCGGCAGCAGCGUAAGAAGGGUAUCUUCUGGAGGACCUGGCGGGGCCGCUACUACCCACUGCAGGCCACCACCAUCCUGGUACAGCCCACAGCGGCCCAAGCGGCCUCCUAG
Rangifer tarandus platyrhynchus (Svalbard reindeer) is the source of this 1242-nucleotide messenger RNA. NCBI's taxonomy places the organism in Eukaryota, Metazoa, Chordata, Mammalia, Artiodactyla, Cervidae. The record is from the annotation of a GenBank genome assembly.